AUGAACAACAAGUGGAGCGACGAGAAACAAGAAACGCCGAAGGAGAUAUGUGGCCUGAAAGAUCAGCUGCAUGAAUCUCAGGCUAAACAUGGCCAAUCUCAUGUAAAGUUGGAGCAAGUGAAGGGAGAGAAAGAGGCCCUUCAAAAUGAAGUGGAGGCUAAGAAGAUGGAGCUCUGUGCUGUAAGGAAGAUGAUUGCAGUGGCUAAAACCAACGUGGAGUUGGAGUUGGAGAGCUAUCUGGAAAUUGAGACGGCUCAAACACAGAAACUGCGCAUUGAAUUGAGAAAGAUGGCUGAAGCUCUCAAAAAUCAGGCUUUCCAUCAAGCUCAGAUGAACGAAGCACGGGACCUGCUGGAGACUGAGCGUCUCCGCCCUCAUCAGAAAGCUACCACCGAAGAGGAGAUGGAGACAUUCAGAGACUUCUGUCAGGCUAAAGUGGAUGAACAGAUCGAUAUUAGCAGUAAGCUCAAGGCUGCUCUUGACAAGACUGAGCAACAGCUGAAGACCGUUCAUCUCCAGUGGCAACAGGAGAAGUUUUUCCUCACAACACAGCAGCAGAAAAACGGGGACUACCUUCAAUCCCAGGUGCAUCUGAUAGCUUCCUUUCGGGCACAAGAGCAGGAAGCAUUAAAGCAGACGCUGGAAAGACCUCAAGCUUUCCAUCAAGCUCAGAUGAACCAACAGAGAGCGGAGACUAACAGGAUCGCAGCAGCUCUGAAAGAAGCACAGGACCUGCUGGAGACUGAGCGUCUCCACUCUCAUCAGAAAACCAUCACCCAGGAGGAGAUGGAGAUAUACAAGACCUUCUGUCAGGCUACAUUUGAUGAACAUGUAGCCAUCAAUGGUAAGUUCAAGGCUGCUCUUCAUAAGGCUGAACAAGAGCUGAAGAAUGGACAUCUACAGUGGCAAAAAGAGAAGUCUUCUCUCACAGCACAGCUGGUUGAAGCGCAAGCAGAGACCAGGAAGACUGCAGAAGCCCUGAAAGAGGCAAAGGACCUGCUGGAGACUGAGCGCCUCCACUCUCAGCAGAAAACUACCACCCAGGAGGAGAUGGAGACGUCCAGAGCAUCCUGUCUGGCUGAACUGGAUGAGCAGAAAAAAGAUAUUAGUAAGCUCAAGGCUGCUCUGGAGAAGGCUGAACAGGAGCUGAAGACUGGAACUCUGCAGUGGGAAGAGGAGAAGUCCUCCCUCAUUGCACAGCUGGAAACAGACUGGGACAAUAACAAUGACCAGCUGAAAACCAUAGCUUCUCUUCAAGCACAGGAGGAGGAGGCUAAGCAGACGCUGGAGAGAUUCCAGUCAGCCCAUCAAGCCCAGCUGGAGGAACAGAGGGCGGAGAACAGCAAGAUCUUAGAAGAUCUGAAAAAGACAGAAGAUCUGCUGAAAACUGAGCGUCUCCGCUUUCAGGAACAGUCAACCCUCACGGCACAGCUGGAAACAUCCCAGAGCAACUAUCUUGCACAGCUGGAGACGCAGGACAAAGACAGCAAGAACCUCAUGGCUACUCUCCAGAAGAAAUCUGAAGAUCAACUGGAUAGUGAACGUCUUCUAUGGCAGCAGGAGAAAGCUUCCCUGCUGAAGGACAGGCUGAGAAAGAAAGCCUCCUCUGAGGUUCAGCUUGAGCACCAGAAAAAGAAAAACAACAACCUCUUGGCUGCUGUGAUGAAGACUGAGCAGCAGUUGAAGAGUUGUAGCAUUGAGUGGCAGCAGAAGAAGUCUUCCCUCACAGCCAAGCAGGAAAAAACCUGCAGGGACCUCUAUGCUGCCCAGCUGAUCGUAGCUUCUCUUCAAAAACAGGAGGAGGAGGCUACACAGAAGUUAGAAACAUCCCAGGCUUCCCAUCAAGCCCAGCUGGAGGAACAGAGAGCGGAGACAAACAGGAUCGCAGCAGCUCUGAAAAAGACAGAAGAUCUGUUAGAAACUGAGCGUCUCCGCUUUCAGGAACAGUCAACCCUCACGACACAGCUGGAAACAUCCCAGAAUAACUAUCUUGCCAAGCUGGAGAUGCAAUACAAAGACAACAAAAACCUCAUGGCUACUCUCAAAAACAAAUUUGAAGAUCAGCUAGAGAGAGAACAUCUCCUUUGGCAGCAGGAAAAAUCUUCCUUUGGAGUUCAGCUCGACCAUCAAGAAAAGAAAAACAACGACUUCUUGGCUGCUGUGAUGGAGGCUGAGCAGCAGAUGAAGAGUCAAAACAUCCAGCAGACGCUGCAGGAGAAGGAACAGGAGCGGCAGACGACCGAGAGCUCCUUGAAGUCCCAGCUCGAAGAUCUUCAGAGCCAGAUCACCAUCAAGCAGAUGAGGAAGAAGUGUUCACUCGAGGAACAAGUCAGAAGUGAACUGAAGGACAGCGAGGCGAGGCUCACCAAGACUGAAUCAGAGGGGAGAGUCCUCCUAGACAUCGAUGAGGACUCGCUGCAACAUUUUCUUGAUCAUGUCCAAGAAAAGAACAUGAACAACAAGUGGAGCGACGAGAAACAAGAAACGCCGAAGGAGAUAUGUGGCCUGAAAGAUCAGCUGCAUGAAUCUCAGGCUAAACAUGGCCAAUCUCAUGUAAAGUUGGAGCAAGUGAAGGGAGAGAAAGAGGCCCUUCAAAAUGAAGUGGAGGCUAAGAAGAUGGAGCUCUGUGCUGUAAGGAAGAUGAUUGCAGUGGCUAAAACCAACGUGGAGUUGGAGUUGGAGAGCUAUCUGGAAAUUGAGACGGCUCAAACACAGAAACUGCGCAUUGAAUUGAGAAAGAUGGCUGAAGCUCUCAAAAAUCAGGCUUUCCAUCAAGCUCAGAUGAACGAAGCACGGGACCUGCUGGAGACUGAGCGUCUCCGCCCUCAUCAGAAAGCUACCACCGAAGAGGAGAUGGAGACAUUCAGAGACUUCUGUCAGGCUAAAGUGGAUGAACAGAUCGAUAUUAGCAGUAAGCUCAAGGCUGCUCUUGACAAGACUGAGCAACAGCUGAAGACCGUUCAUCUCCAGUGGCAACAGGAGAAGUUUUUCCUCACAACACAGCAGCAGAAAAACGGGGACUACCUUCAAUCCCAGGUGCAUCUGAUAGCUUCCUUUCGGGCACAAGAGCAGGAAGCAUUAAAGCAGACGCUGGAAAGACCUCAAGCUUUCCAUCAAGCUCAGAUGAACCAACAGAGAGCGGAGACUAACAGGAUCGCAGCAGCUCUGAAAGAAGCACAGGACCUGCUGGAGACUGAGCGUCUCCACUCUCAUCAGAAAACCAUCACCCAGGAGGAGAUGGAGAUAUACAAGACCUUCUGUCAGGCUACAUUUGAUGAACAUGUAGCCAUCAAUGGUAAGUUCAAGGCUGCUCUUCAUAAGGCUGAACAAGAGCUGAAGAAUGGACAUCUACAGUGGCAAAAAGAGAAGUCUUCUCUCACAGCACAGCUGGUUGAAGCGCAAGCAGAGACCAGGAAGACUACAGAAGCCCUGAAAGAGGCAAAGGACCUGCUGGAGACUGAGCGCCUCCACUCUCAGCAGAAAACUACCACCCAGGAGGAGAUGGAGACGUCCAGAGCAUCCUGUCUGGCUGAACUGGAUGAGCAGAAAAAAGAUAUUAGUAAGCUCAAGGCUGCUCUGGAGAAGGCUGAACAGGAGCUGAAGACUGGAACUCUGCAGUGGGAAGAGGAGAAGUCCUCCCUCAUUGCACAGCUGGAAACAGACUGGGACAAUAACAAUGACCAGCUGAAAACCAUAGCUUCUCUUCAAGCACAGGAGGAGGAGGCUAAGCAGACGCUGGAGAGAUUCCAGUCAGCCCAUCAAGCCCAGCUGGAGGAACGAGGGCGGAGAACAGAACAGUCAACCCUCACGGCACAGCUGGAAACAUCCCAGAGCAACUAUCUUGCACAGCUGGAGACGCAGGACAAAGACAGCAAGAACCUCAUGGCUACUCUCCAGAAGAAAUCUGAAGAUCAACUGGAUAGUGAACGUCUUCUAUGGCAGCAGGAGAAAGCUUCCCUGCUGAAGGACAGGCUGAGAAAGAAAGCCUCCUCUGAGGUUCAGCUUGAGCACCAGAAAAAGAAAAACAACAACCUCUUGGCUGCUGUGAUGAAGACUGAGCAGCAGUUGAAGAGUUGUAGCAUUGAGUGGCAGCAGAAGAAGUCUUCCCUCACAGCCAAGCAGGAAAAAACCUGCAGGGACCUCUAUGCUGCCCAGCUGAUCGUAGCUUCUCUUCAAAAACAGGAGGAGGAGGCUACACAGAAGUUAGAAACAUCCCAGGCUUCCCAUCAAGCCCAGCUGGAGGAACAGAGAGCGGAGACAAACAGGAUCGCAGCAGCUCUGAAAAAGACAGAAGAUCUGUUAGAAACUGAGCGUCUCCGCUUUCAGGAACAGUCAACCCUCACGACACAGCUGGAAACAUCCCAGAAUAACUAUCUUGCCAAGCUGGAGAUGCAAUACAAAGACAACAAAAACCUCAUGGCUACUCUCAAAAACAAAUUUGAAGAUCAGCUAGAGAGAGAACAUCUCCUUUGGCAGCAGGAAAAAUCUUCCUUUGGAGUUCAGCUCGACCAUCAAGAAAAGAAAAACAACGACUUCUUGGCUGCUGUGAUGGAGGCUGAGCAGCAGAUGAAGAGUCGUACCAUCGAGUGGCAGCAGGAGAAGUUAUCCCUCCUUCAGGCCACAGAAAACAUCCAGCAGACGCUGCAGGAGAAGGAACAGGAGCGGCAGACGACCGAGAGCUCCUUGAAGUCCCAGCUCGAAGAUCUUCAGAGCCAGAUCACCAUCAAGCAGAUGAGGAAGAAGUGGUACAAGAAACUCUUCUCAUGCCAGGCUCAACACUGA
Anoplopoma fimbria (sablefish) is the source of this 4782-nucleotide messenger RNA. RefSeq names its product trichohyalin-like. The transcript is spliced from 4 exons. The record is from RefSeq and is a predicted model, not a curated record. The coding region runs from base 1 to 4782 and encodes 1593 amino acids. Lineage: Eukaryota; Metazoa; Chordata; Actinopteri; Perciformes; Anoplopomatidae.